Messenger RNA from Blastomyces dermatitidis ER-3, 543 nucleotides. RefSeq lists its product as uncharacterized. The record is from RefSeq and is a predicted model, not a curated record. The transcript is spliced from 3 exons. The coding region runs from base 157 to 543 and encodes 128 amino acids. Lineage: Eukaryota; Fungi; Ascomycota; Eurotiomycetes; Onygenales; Ajellomycetaceae.
GCGCUCUCUUCUCUCCAAAAUGUCCGUCACUCAUGGGCUUUUUUUUUCAGUUAGAAACGGGAUUGAAGGAGCGCGAUCUGUGCUUGGAAUUAAAAGACAUGUCCUCCCUCCCUUCAAAUAGUAUCUCCGUGUUUAGCCAUUUUUCUGCUUCCACUCAUGAGUCUCUUUUUCUCUGUGUGCCAUAGACGCAUCAGAUUCAUCACGUUGCAAUCACCUGUGAAGAAAUCAUCUCCCAUGAGUGGUACGCUGGGGAGCAACCGUGGUGCAGCUCAAGCACCAGUUGCGGCAGACAGAACGACUUUCAAGCUAGUUGCUCGGCCAUUCAACCAGGGCCCGGAGGAGAACGGCAAGCCCAGGUCGGUAUCAGAUCCGAGCCCGGACGUCCUCGGCGAGUGUUGUGUUGUUGACCUAAGUGCUCAGUGUCUCACGCCGUCCACCGGUUCGAUUCUGAGAAAUAAGGCCGGCAACACCAUCGGCGCCACUAUUAAGCCCGAGUUUAAUAUAGCGCGGAAUGCCGAUCUCUGGCUCGGCGUUGAUAAAUAA